Necator americanus (New World hookworm) is the source of this 1191-nucleotide messenger RNA. RefSeq lists its product as uncharacterized. Gene Ontology annotation, cellular component: small-subunit processome; nucleolus. Lineage: Eukaryota; Metazoa; Nematoda; Chromadorea; Rhabditida; Ancylostomatidae. The record is from RefSeq and is a predicted model, not a curated record. Bases 1 to 1191 code for a protein of 396 amino acids. The transcript has 13 exons. Gene Ontology annotation, biological process: regulation of transcription by RNA polymerase II; maturation of SSU-rRNA from tricistronic rRNA transcript (SSU-rRNA, 5.8S rRNA, LSU-rRNA); DNA-templated transcription. Gene Ontology annotation, molecular function: DNA-binding transcription factor activity, RNA polymerase II-specific; RNA polymerase II cis-regulatory region sequence-specific DNA binding.
AUGACCGGUCGUAAGAGAAAUAUCACGCAAAGUUCUUGUAUGGAGAGAGAUGAAGCGUAUGUAGAGAAAAGGCGGCGGAACAACGAAGCUGUAAAUAGGACUCGUGAAAAAAAGAGACAAGAAGAGUCAGAGACUGCAAGAAAGGUUGAAGAACUACGAGAGGAGAAUGAAAAACUCGAGCGACAGGUUGAAUCCUUGCAAAAAGAAUUGUCUUUUUUGAAAGAAAUGUUUGUCGCCUACGCGAAUGGCAACAGAAAAUCUGGGUGCAUGGCUACCGAUGGUAAUGCAGCCAAAUUCGCGAGAGUUGUUCGCGAUUGUGCAAAUGCAUCCAGCGAAGCAGUUGAAAACGUUGAGAAGUUCCUCACAUCUCUUAAGAGCAUUGGGAAAGAAUUGGAGGGAAUUAGUUUGCUGGAUGUGAAAAAUCGUGAGAUGAUUAGUUACUUGGCAGAGUUGUCGUUACUCAUGAGCCAAAUGAGUUGUGGAAAAUCCAUAAGGGAGCAUCCUGCUGUAUUUCGGGCUUCCAAACACAGAACAAUUUUGGAAAGGUUAAUGCCAAUAGAGCAGAAAAUGAGAUCGCAGAUUGAUAAACUAACGCAGGGUAUCCAUGAUGGCAAAAUAAAGACACCGCUGCGGGCGCACCCUGAUCAAAUGGAGUUUGAAGAUGACUCUGAAUCGGAAGAAGAUGGGGACGGCAAAGAGGAGGAGGAAUUGAAAACUAAGAAGUAUGUCCCACCAAAAAUGAUGGCAGUGAGAUACGAAGAAGAAGAGAACGAGAAACAAGCAAAAAAUUUGGAAAGAGCGAAACGUCGGGCUCUCCAGAGCAGCCUUGUUCAAGAGCUUCGACAGCAGUACAGCGAUGCUCCAGAAGAAUAUCGAGAAAAGAGUCUACGGAAGUAUGAAGCCGAUAAGGAACGCGAGAGGUUUGAGGAAGACCAUUUCGUCCGUUUACGUAUGGGUAAAGCCGAGAAGAAACGAGAAAGGCUAAUGAAUCGCGGUAAUGUCAUUAACGACCUUUUCAACUUCGGCAAUUAUAUGAUGCGUGACGAGUCCGGAGAGGCUCUUUCCAACAACAAAAAAAGGAAAACUCAUCGAACUUUGGGACCUAAAGGCAAGAAACCCCGAUUGGAUAGAAGAAAAGAACAUAAGUUGAAGGCGAAGUCUAAGCACAAAACCAUAAAGAGAAGACAAUAA